GUGAAUGCCCGCUAGGGAGACGCCGUCCACCAGAGAAAGACCGAAGGGGACGAAUCGACAGCCGGCUCCCACCACCUCGAUGACGGCUCCGGAGCAGCACAACCGGCGCCCGAUGCCAAGCGGACGCCAGGAAAGCCGGCGCCGACUUCCGAAGACGUCGCCGGCACAGAAACCAACCGGGGCCGCUAUUAUAGGCUUCUUCGCGGUGAUUCCAGCGUCGGCCGAGGUCUCCGUGGACGAAGACCACGUGGAAGAUCAGAAAGGUGGCAGAACAAGCCCCGCCGACCGACGCCGACGCUUCAACCACCAUCGAGGUACCUGUACCGCCAAACGAGGAUGCUUGCCGGAAGCAGCCGCCGAGGACCUGCCUAUCCCCGAGCGACGCCGCCUGCCCACCAUCACUGGGAUUCCGAAACAUCGGCGUCGCUCGUGGUUCUACGCGUUCUACUCCUCCGGCAGCUCCUCUGGCCCAGCUGGUUGAAGGUCUCGACCGACGGUGACGCGCGGAGAUGCGAAGGCGAAAAGUCGGCGGCGCUGCGACUGCGUCGAUUGCGACUGCCACUGCCGUGGCCACAAGUUCGGGCCACGCCGACAACCGUGCGUCGCCAGUAGGCUGGCCA
This is a messenger RNA of Dermacentor silvarum, 620 nucleotides long. RefSeq lists its product as uncharacterized. Bases 5 to 481 code for a protein of 158 amino acids. The record is from RefSeq and is a predicted model, not a curated record. The transcript is spliced from 2 exons. NCBI's taxonomy places the organism in Eukaryota, Metazoa, Arthropoda, Arachnida, Ixodida, Ixodidae.